This is a messenger RNA of Spodoptera littoralis (African cotton leafworm), 1611 nucleotides long. NCBI's taxonomy places the organism in Eukaryota, Metazoa, Arthropoda, Insecta, Lepidoptera, Noctuidae. The record is from the annotation of a GenBank genome assembly.
AUGUCGCAUGUAAUGGAAGUGAAACACCUAUUUAGUAGGUUGUUUUCUAUGAAAAAUGGGUUGAGUGCGAAUAGAUGGGUUGUAAGAAAUUAUACCCAGGACAUCGAGAUAUCGGCAGCUGCAGUGAACAGAGGCAAUGUCACCCCUUUGCCGCCAUUGUCUGAGCCCAUGCCAAACCUGCCGCCAGUGGCUUACGCUUCAGCUGAGACUGAUGAUGCUCUAACAGAAGUCACUGUGCUUAGCAAUGGAUUGAGAGUGGCAUCAGAGAAAAAGUUUGGGCAAUUUUGUACCGCUGGUGUGGUCAUUGAUUCUGGUCCAAGAUAUGAAGUGGCUUACCCUAAUGGUAUUUGUCAUUUUCUUGAAAAACUAAGCUUUGGUGCCACACAUAAAUAUGCCACCCGAGAUGUCAUGCACAAAGAGCUUGAGAGACAUGGAGGUAUCUGUGACUGUCAAGCAUCCCGUGACACCACUGUCUAUGCCACCAGUGCAGAUUCUAGAGGUUUGGGAGCUAUCACUCAGGUUUUGGCUGAAGUGACAAUGAGACCACAGCUUUCUUCAGAUGAGAUAGAGUCAGCAAGACAGGCUGUUGCUUUUGAACUGGAGACUCUGUCUAUGCGGCCUGAACAAGAGAACAUAUUGAUGGAUAUGAUCCACAGUGCUGCAUACAAAGGAAACACUCUUGGUCUACCUAAGAUCUGCCCAAGUAAUAAUGUUAAUAAAAUUGACCGCAACAUUAUCCUGAACUACCUUAAGAACCACUACACACCUGAUAGGAUGGUGGUUGCAGCUGUUGGUGUGGACCAUGAACACUUUGUGGAAUUUGUCCAAAAAUAUUUUGUGGAUAUGAAGCCCACUUGGCAUGUUGAUGAAGCAUUCACACCUAAUGUUGAUUGCUCCAUCGCACAAUACACUGGGGGAAUAGAACAGGAUGAUUGUGAAAUUCCUCUGUAUCCAGGAUCUGAUCUACCAGAACUAACUCAUAUUGUUAUUGGAUUAGAAAGUUGUUCACACAGUGACCCUGAUUUUGUGCCGACAUGUGUGUUGAACAUGAUGAUGGGUGGUGGAGGCUCAUUCUCAGCUGGUGGCCCUGGCAAGGGAAUGUACACACGUCUUUACACUAAUGUCCUGAACAGAUAUCACUGGAUGUUCAAUGCAACAGCGUACAAUCACGCAUAUAGCGACACGGGACUGUUUUGCAUCCACGCUGCCUCACCUCCUAACCGCAUUUAUGACACUACACUGGUAAUUGCACGAGAACUUGCAAACAUGGCUGGCAAAGUUGGUGAAACAGAACUACGGAGGGCAAAAACCCAGCUACAGUCCAUGUUAUUGAUGAAUUUAGAAGCAAGGCCAGUCGUCUUUGAAGAUGUCGGCCGACAAGUACUUGCGACAGGCAAGAGAAAGCCACCUUCAUUCUUCAUGAACGAGAUUGAAAAAACAACAAGUGAAGAUAUAAUUCGUGUUGCACAACGAAUGUUGAAUACCAAGCCAGCAGUAGCAGCUCGAGGAAAACUCGCACACCUUCCCACUUAUGAUGAAAUCCAAGCCAACAUUUCUACCGUCAAAAGUGAUACAAGCAAAGGAAGAAAACUUAAUCUUUUUCGCGCUUAG